AUGCGUUUAUGGAAGCAUGGCUUUACAGGCAAGACUUUGGUCUUCGCUGUGACGGCUGCUUCAUGUCAGGCAUUCCUGCUCCUGGGAUAUGACCAAGUCGGCUGCGUCGUGGGCUCUCUGAUUACCUACUUUAUCGGGGAGCGAUUGGGACGACGCACCCUGUUGAUAAUGGGAGGUUCCAUCAUGAUUGUUGGCACCGCGAUCCUCGCCUCCUCGAUCACCAUCGCACAACUCAUCGUAGGCCGUAUAGUGACCGGCGUGGGAAACGGCAUGAACAGCUCGACCGCCCCGGUUUUUCUGUCCGAAUGCUCGCCCGCUUCGCAUCGAGGCCUGCUCAAUACGCUACAAGGCACAGUCACCAUCUUGGGUGUGGUGAUCGCAUACUGGCUAGACUAUGGCCUGAGCUUCACCGAUUCGAGCAUCCAAUGGCGCUUCCCGCUGGCGUUCCAGGCCAUGUUUGCCAUCUUCCUCGUGUUGCAGGUCAUCGGGCUUCCCGAGACGCCUCGUUGGCUCGUCCAACAUGACCGAUACGAGGAAGCGCGCUCCACCAUCGCGGCGCUGCUAGGCAAACACGAAGACGAUGAACAGGUUACCCGGCUGGUGCUUGACAUCCGCAGUGUCGUCGAGGAGGAGCAAAAGGGCGGACCCUUCAAGAUACGCGAGCUCUUCUCCGUCGACAAGACGCAGAAUCUGCGCCGGCUUCUUCUGACCAAUCUCCAUCCAGGCCGGACAACAAUUUUCUGGUUCAAAUAUGCUCAACUACUUUGCUCCCGUCAUAUACCAGAACGAGAUGAAGCUAUCGCGUAA
This is a messenger RNA of Cladophialophora psammophila CBS 110553, 807 nucleotides long. RefSeq lists its product as uncharacterized. Gene Ontology annotation, cellular component: membrane. NCBI's taxonomy places the organism in Eukaryota, Fungi, Ascomycota, Eurotiomycetes, Chaetothyriales, Herpotrichiellaceae. Gene Ontology annotation, biological process: carbohydrate transport; transmembrane transport. Gene Ontology annotation, molecular function: carbohydrate:proton symporter activity. The transcript has 2 exons. Bases 1 to 807 code for a protein of 268 amino acids. The record is from RefSeq and is a predicted model, not a curated record.